AUGAGAGUGGCAGUGGGCAUGCUGUGGCUCCUGGCCCUUGGGGGGCACCCUCAAGCCUGGGGCUCCUGCCCCUCUCAGUGCAGCUGCAGCCUCCACAUCCUGGGUGAUGGCAGCAAGGCCAGGACAGUGGUGUGCAACGAUCCUGACAUGACCCUGCCCCCAGCGUCUGUCCCUCCGGACACUUCCAGACUGCGCCUGGAGCGGACGGCCAUUCGCAGGGUGCCCGGCGAGGCCUUCAGGCCGCUGGGCCGCCUGGAGCAGCUGUGGCUGCCGUACAACGCCCUCAGCGAGCUCAGCGCCCGCACCCUAAGGGGCCUGCGCCGCCUGCGCGAGCUGCGCCUGCCGGGAAACCGCCUGGCCGCCUUCCCCUGGGCGGCGCUUUCGGACGCCCCCCAGCUGCGGCUGCUGGAUCUGCAGGCCAACCGCCUCUCCGCUGUGCCGCCCGAGGCCUCGCGCUUCCUGGGGAACCUCACCUUCCUGGACCUCUCCAGCAACCAGCUGAUGAGGCUCCCGCAGGUGCUGCUGGCCGCCUGGGCUCACCUGCAGACCGGGCCCUUCCUUCCGGGCCAUCGCGCCCGGCUGGUCCUAGGACUGCAGGACAACCCCUGGGAAUGUGACUGCCGACUCUACAACCUGGUCCAUUUCCUGGAAGGCUGGGCACCAAACCUGGCCUUCAUAGAGACCAGGCUAAAGUGCGCAAACCCACGCAGCCUGGCUGGAGUGGCCUUCAGCCAGCUGGAACUGAGGAAGUGCCGGAGUCCAGAGCUCCGUCCUGGGGUAGACAGCAUCAGGUCCCCUUUGGGCAGCAUGGUAUUGCUACGUUGUGGGGCCACUGGGGUCCCUGGGCCUGAGAUGAGCUGGAGGAGGACCAAUGGGCACCCAUUCAAUGGCACAGUGCACCAAGAAAUCUCCAGUGACGGCACGAGCUGGACUGUGCUGGGCCUGCCUGCCGUGUCCCUCUUCGACUCUGGGGAUUACAUCUGCCAGGCCAAGAACUUCCUGGGAGCCUCUGAGACUCUCAUCUCCCUGGUCGUCACUGAGCCCCAGACGUCCACAGAAGGCAGUGGGAGCCCAGGAGCACUGUGGGCAAGCCCAGGUGAGGGGGCCAGAGCUGCUGCGUACAAGGUGGUGGCCAGGCACAUCCCCCACAUCCCUGCGCCUGCUGUCCUGGUCACUGGGCCCUCCGCGCCUGACACGGAGGAGGAGCUCACCCUCCAGCACUUCCAGAUGGCUGCCCCAGGAGAACGCUCGGAGGGGCAGGCAGGGCCCCAAGAGGCCAGAAUGGUGAGGUCCCUCAAGGUGGUGGGGGACACUUACCAGAGUGUGACCUUGGUGUGGAAGGCCCCGCAGGCUGGGAACGCAGCGGCCUUCAGUGUCCUCUAUGCGGUCUUUGGGGAGCGUGACAUGCGGCGAGUGGUCGUGCAGCCUGGGAAGACUAGCAUCACCAUCCAUGAACUGGCACCCAAGACCAAGUACGUGGCAUGCGUCUGCAUGAGGGACUUGCUGCCCCAGAAGGAGCAGUGUGUCAUCUUCUCCACCGAUGAGUUGGUGGACGCCGAGGCCACUCAGCAGCUCAUCAACAUUGUGGUGAUCACUGUGGCCGCCGUCAUCACCCUGCCCCUUACCCUGUCCGUCUGUUGUGGUGGUCUCCAGAGGCGCUGUUGCAAGUGCCGCACUGGGGGCUCCACUGAAGCCAUGGGUGCCUUUGUCAACCUGGAGAGGCUGGGCCACAGUGAGGAUGGCUCUGAGGAGCUGUCCCAGCACAGCCUCAGUGAGGCCAGCAGGCUCCUCUCAGCCCGUUCCAGCCUGGACUCUCAGGCCUUGGGGACCAAAGCAGGCAGAUGGAGCAAUGAGUACUUCUGCUGAGGGGUGUGUUCC
Manis pentadactyla (Chinese pangolin) is the source of this 1878-nucleotide messenger RNA. RefSeq names its product leucine rich repeat, Ig-like and transmembrane domains 1 (gene LRIT1). Gene Ontology annotation, cellular component: endoplasmic reticulum membrane. Bases 1 to 1866 code for a protein of 621 amino acids. The record is from RefSeq and is a predicted model, not a curated record. Lineage: Eukaryota; Metazoa; Chordata; Mammalia; Pholidota; Manidae. The transcript has 4 exons. Gene Ontology annotation, molecular function: protein binding.